CCAGAUUUUCUCCACAUUCUGGCCCGGUCAGAUAUCUCCAGACCUCGUCUCCCGAACGUGUACCUGCAUGAUGGAGGCGCCGCACCCGCAGGCUAGUCCUGAUUCGCUAGAGAAAGAGCGUCUCUUCCAGUGCAGCACGUGCAAGCGCUCAUUCACGCGUGUGGACCACCUCACGCGCCACGUACGCUCUCACACCAAGCACAAGCCUUGCAUCUGCCCUGUAUGCUCCAAAGGCUUCGCAAGAAUAGACCUGCUGAAGAGGCAUACCGCAAACCAUUCUUCCGAUCACGCAAAGGCACGCACAAGGAAAGCGACUAUUCGCCAGAGCCGCGUAGUACAGGCUUGCGAAUCCUGCGCCCAGAAUCAUCUUCGAUGCGAAGAUGACAAGCCAUGCACCAGAUGUAGGAAGAAGGGCAUCAUCUGUCGCGUCCCUGCUUCGGGUGAGAGUGAGUGCGAUACCAUGGACGCCGCUCAUGAUCUCUUCGCUCUAUCGAACGAAUCUGAACAUCCACCGCAAACGACGACCUUACCCGAGACGACCUACCUGCAUACGCCCCCAAGCCUAAUUGCUCACGAGGGAACCCCAUUCCCCCCAGAGCCUCCGAGCGCGGAUGAAAGUGUCGACACCCAAAGGCAGCCCGAAAUGCCGGGAGAGUCAGAUCUGCACGCCUCAUAUAUGGGAGAUAGCGCCAUAUCCUUUAGCGACGAAUCUCCGGUAGACUCACAUGUUCCGGAAUACAUCCGCCAUAUGCCACCUCUGGAAUCCUGCUUUUCCGGUUAUGCUACUCCACAUAGAAACAUGGACUUCGACUUCAACUGGGGUAUCGACCUUAGCGGCCUUGAUUUUGGGUUUUUGGACCAGCACACUGCACCAGAAGUGUUCCCGGAGGACUUCCUCUCGACGGACACGCAAAACACUGAGCAACAGUCUUGCUUUGACGCGCCUCAAGAUGAAGUCACCAUACGGGCUGAAGCCUUCAAGCGCAGUGUUUGGCGUUAUAUGCCUCCGAGAGACACCAAUCCCGGGAUUGCCGAGGAGCCCAAUUUGGCUCUUCCCGAUGAGGAGAAAGAUGGCCAGACGCAAUCACAUAUGGUAUCACGCAGAGCCACGAAAGAUCGUCUCUCCUAUGUUGCACGGGACAAGCUCCUUGCGCUUGUCCUAAGUACUUCCAGUCCAGCAAACGCGAAACAGAUCUCAGCUGGCUUUCCCUCCCUUCAACUACUCGACUGCCUUAUCCAGAUCUUUCUUACAGCUCCUUCGAUCGAUGCGGCAUCUUGGUUACAUAUCCCUACCUAUUCGUCUUCAGUCCUCAAACCCGAACUUCUAGCUAAUAUUGUAGCUGCGGGCGCAUCAUGUACAUCGGAUAAGUCUCUUCAGAAGCUCGGGUUCGCUUUACAGGAAGCUUCCAGAGUUGGAAUAGGAAGAGCUUUCGACCAAGACAAUUCUGCCAUCCGGGAUAUUCAGUAUCUUCAGAUUCAAUUAUUGCAGGUCGAAACUGGCAUGUGGAGCGGCAUCAGUCGCAAGAUGGAAAUCGCAGAAAGUUUCCUCCAACCACCUGUCACCAUGCUUCGUCGUGGAGGCCGAUUUCGACAUUCCAUCUGGAAGGAGAUAGUCCCUACACCGGAUGACAGCGGAUCGGCCCUGCAGGGAAAAUGGAAGGAAUGGGUGCAUCAAGAGUCAUGGCUCCGGCUGGUCUACCGUUAUUUCGAGUUCGAUAGGCAGUCAUCUAUGGCACUGUUGAAGCCGCCGCUCAUCUCGUACUCUGAAAUGCAGUUGCCUCUCCCUCAUCCCGACAGCUUGUGGUACGCGAACUCAGCCGAGGCGUGGCGGUCAGCAUAUUUUUCGAGCGCCGUUCCUAUGGCAAAACGACCCUCGCCGUCGGACUGUCUACUGGACUUGAAGUGGCUUACCUACAACAACACGGCAAACUUAGUGUAUCUCUACAUGGUAUGGGGUAUGAUUUGGGAAUACAGACAGAUGGCGACUCUGAUGGCCAGGCUGGAGUCCGACCACGGCCUGAUACUCUCCUCCCGGUAUCAGGAGAUCUCCAAGUAUUUUGACGACUUCCGUGUCAACAACUCGUCCUCGAACAUCGAUCUGGAAAUCAUUCUUCAAGUCAUGCUCAUGCACCUUAAUGCGCCCUUGGACGACAUGCAGACCUUUGCUGGCAUCGCCGGACCAGAAGAAGCAAGGCACACCUAUCCCACGUUUCGAGAUUGGGUGAAAACGCCAUCGGCACGGCAAGCUUUAUGGCACGCUGGACGGAUACUGAAGCUUGCACAAGGUCUACCUAUGGGCACCCUCCGCAAUUUUCAUGCUAUGGCGGUGUAUCAUGCGGGACUGAUCUUGUGGGGCUAUGGACUUCUUGAUCGCUCCUCUACCACCAAUCCACCCAACCAUGACCUUCCAUGUGUCGCGCUCAAUGGAGAGGAGAGCCUCGAUGUUCGGAGGUUCAUCAAGCUAAACCACGGCCAGCCUGUUUUGCAAAGCUGGGACCCUCAGCAUCCGCCUGUACUUAUCCAUACCGCUUCUCAGGUUAUCGACUUUGCGAGGCACCUAUUGCUUCGAAACCACGAUGCCACCGACGGGUCCUAUCCACCUCUGGUGGACAGCCUGGUGCAGUUGAUGGAUGGUUUGCGGUCGGCGACAAAGUAAAGUUAUCGUUACGGACGCGCAUCUCUGUGGAACGAAAUGAUAUAUCAUACAACUGGUUCAUCAUGAUCCCCUUAGUUUGCUGCCAAUAUGCC
Molecule: messenger RNA, 2748 nt
Organism: Trematosphaeria pertusa
Lineage: Eukaryota; Fungi; Ascomycota; Dothideomycetes; Pleosporales; Trematosphaeriaceae
Exons: 3
Coding region: 68-2656 (862 amino acids)
Biological process (GO): DNA-templated transcription; regulation of DNA-templated transcription
Molecular function (GO): zinc ion binding; DNA binding; DNA-binding transcription factor activity, RNA polymerase II-specific
Source: RefSeq, a predicted model, not a curated record